Mesitornis unicolor (brown roatelo) is the source of this 1143-nucleotide messenger RNA. Its product is annotated as zinc finger protein 436-like. The record is from RefSeq and is a predicted model, not a curated record. Gene Ontology annotation, cellular component: nucleus. Gene Ontology annotation, molecular function: DNA-binding transcription factor activity, RNA polymerase II-specific; RNA polymerase II transcription regulatory region sequence-specific DNA binding. NCBI's taxonomy places the organism in Eukaryota, Metazoa, Chordata, Aves, Mesitornithiformes, Mesitornithidae. Gene Ontology annotation, biological process: regulation of transcription by RNA polymerase II. Bases 1 to 1143 code for a protein of 380 amino acids. The transcript has a single exon.
AUGGACUGGGACUCUGAUACUUGUGACACAGGUGAGAAGCAUACAAAUUAUUCCAGACAGACCACUAAGCAGGUGGGCCACACAUCCAACCUCCAGAAGGAGGUAGACAUGAAUUACUCGCAGUCAUGCAGCCCUCGUUGCAGCUCUGCUGGACCUUCAGGUAAGCAGGAGCUUCCUGCAGGGUUGCAAUGUGAAGACAAAGAAACCUAUGAGACCUAUUACCAGAAACGAGGUGCGAGUACAGCUGGGGUAUUUGUCCCCUCUGGUACCAACUUUGCCCUGCAGUGUGAAGAUAAAGAUUUAAAGCUCUGUUGCUCUGCGCGGUCCUGGAAACCAGGGAGAAGACUUCACGAUGCUAAUGAAAAUUCCCUUCUUGCUGAUGUGUUUGGUGAGGACCUAGAGCCAGAGGAAACUUUGCCAUAUCAGUGCAAGAAGUGUGGCUCCUCUUUCCGGGAUGUGAGCGAGCUGCAGGCACAUAAACGAACUCACCUUGUGGAAAACUCAUACCGGUGUCCCGUCUGUGCCAAAGAGUUCUUCCGUGCGGCAAAUUUGCGAAUGCACAAGCUCAUUCAUUCCAGUGACAGACCACACAAAUGUCCAGAGUGUGACAAGGGUUUCAUUCGCACGGCGGAUGUCUGGAGGCACCUACGCAGCGUGCACAAGAUAGAGCGCUCCAUGGUGAUCCUGGGAAACGGCAUGGCGAGGAACCCAUGGUCGACGGCGCGCCGUAACCAACGCGCUGUUGAGUACGUCAGUCAGCCUUGUGCCGAAAACCAAAAGUCUGAGGAAGACGACUGUAAGCCUUACGCCUGUCCAACGUGUGGCAAAGGUUUCAAUAAGCCCAACCUGCUUUCCAAACACAAGGUGAUCCACCGAGAAGACAAGCCCUACAAGUGUCAGGAAUGUGGCAUGGCAUUCGUCCAGCUGCUCAGGCUGAAGAGGCACCAGCAGACUCACUCCGGGGAACGCCCCUUCUACUGCCAGGAGUGCGGGGGCACGUUCACCCGACUGGCGUCGCUCCAGCGCCAUCACCGCAUCCACACUGGUGAGAAGCCCUACUCUUGCAGUUACUGCGGUCAUUCCUUCACUGAGUCAGGUACCCUACGGAGGCACGAGCGCACGCACAAACUGGACAGAUCUUAA